AUGCCGAAUGGAAACGCCACUUACAUAGAUCGCGCCACAACGUUACACAAAGCAUAUAACAUUAUGAUACUAUUAAAACGUGAAGCAAAACGCCACCAAGACCAAAGGAAUGCCGCGAAACGUAACACGGACAAUGCCACACAAAGCUACAAGCCUCCAAAGCCGACACCACUAGCCGUA
This is a messenger RNA of Acaulospora morrowiae, 180 nucleotides long. The record is from the annotation of a GenBank genome assembly. NCBI's taxonomy places the organism in Eukaryota, Fungi, Glomeromycota, Glomeromycetes, Diversisporales, Acaulosporaceae.